Molecule: messenger RNA, 3414 nt
Organism: Acanthopagrus latus (yellowfin seabream)
Lineage: Eukaryota; Metazoa; Chordata; Actinopteri; Spariformes; Sparidae
Gene: gmppb
Product: GDP-mannose pyrophosphorylase B
Exons: 10
Coding region: 220-1302 (360 amino acids)
Biological process (GO): cell wall mannoprotein biosynthetic process; GDP-mannose biosynthetic process
Cellular component (GO): cytoplasm
Molecular function (GO): GTP binding; mannose-1-phosphate guanylyltransferase (GTP) activity
Source: RefSeq, a predicted model, not a curated record
UACCGGAUGCGUCCUUUGUCCCGCUGUCCCACUUGACGCUGAGCGGCUGAACAGGAAACUAAACAAUGAACGAGGAUUUGAACGAUCUUACGUGUCAUUCCCAGAGUUUCACUGAUUCAGAGACCUCCUGGAGACUUUUGGUGAACACAUUCCUGCUUCUUGUUGUCUCUCAUUAAUGAGCUGUGGUCGCCUUGGUAACGGUUGCUAACAGCAGGAAGCAUGAAGGCCUUGAUCCUGGUCGGAGGGUACGGGACGCGGCUGCGACCGCUCACCCUGAGCGUCCCCAAACCGCUGGUGGAGUUCUGCAACAAACCCAUCCUGCUGCACCAGGUGGAGGCGCUGGUAAAGGCCGGGGUGGACCAUGUGGUUCUGGCUGUGAGCUACAUGUCAGAGCUGCUGGAGAGAGAGAUGAGAGUCCAGGAGGAGAGGCUUGGGAUUCGUAUCUCUCUGUCUCAUGAGAAGGAGCCUCUGGGGACGGCGGGGCCCCUGGCUUUGGCUCGAGAGCUGCUGAACAUCGACAACGAGCCGUUCUUUGUCCUCAACUCGGACGUCAUCUGUGAUUUCCCCUUCAAAGACAUGCUGCAGUUCCACCGCAACCACGGCAAGGAGGGAACCAUCGUGGUAACGCGUGUGGAGGAGCCCUCUAAAUACGGCGUGGUGGUGUUUGAGUCAGACAGCGGCAUUAUACAUCGGUUCGUUGAGAAACCUCAAGUUUUCGUCUCCAACAAGAUCAAUGCCGGCAUGUACAUCUUCAAUCCCAGCAUGCUCAGCAGGAUCCAGCUGAGACCAACAUCCAUAGAGAAAGAGAUAUUUCCCGUCAUGGCACAAGAGGGACAUCUGUACGCGAUGGAGCUACAGGGAUUCUGGAUGGACAUCGGUCAGCCUAAAGACUUCCUGACAGGGAUGUGCAUGUACCUUCAGUCGCUACGACAACACGCUCCCGAGAGGCUACACACGGGACCUGGUUUCCUAGGCAACGUUCUGGUGGACCCGACCGCGCAGAUUGGGGAGAACUGCACCAUCGGCCCCAAUGUCACCAUCGGUGCUGGCGUGGUUGUGGAGGACGGCGUGAGGAUAAAACGCUGCACGGUACUGAAGGGAGCGCGGGUUCGAUCACACUCCUGGCUGGAGAGCUGCAUCGUGGGGUGGAGCUCCUCUGUUGGCCAGUGGGUUCGUAUGGAGAACGUGACGGUGUUGGGUGAGGAUGUGAUUGUGAACGACGAGCUUUACCUGAACGGUGCCAACGUCCUGCCUCACAAAUCCAUCAACGAAUCGGUCCCAGAGCCACGAAUCAUCAUGUAACAUCGUGUGGAGCAAAAAGAAAAAAAGAAAAAAACCUUUUAUAUGAACUCAACUGAACACCCAAACUGUGCCAGAGAAAGAGAGCGGUGAGAGAGGAGAGGAAAAAAAGAACAAAAUAAUGUUAUUUUUCACUUAUUUUAAUUAGUUUGAACUCGUUUUUAGCCCUGCUUGGCUGCACCGUCCAUCAAUCAGAAAUGAUGAGCCUAUGAUUUGUAAAAAAGCAGCCCGGCCCACCGGACAGGUUUAUAACACUAGUUUCCUGAAUAUGGUGGAUGAUAAAUGUCUCUGCUUUAAUGGAGAAAAGGUGAAGGGUGGGGUUGAUAUACCUGGGCUGGUUGUCUGUCAGAAGGUGGAGGGUCUAAUGUGAAGUGUAUUUAAGGGGAAAGCGGGUUAGAGAGCGCUGCGAACACUGCUGUUUAGAUUCACUAUGCAUUUCCAUUUCCUGGACAGGUGCAGAGUAUCAGUGAACAGGUACUGAAGGAUCAUACUACAUCUGCUGUAGCAGAGACUGUAAUCAGGACGGAUGGCACUGAGAAUAAUGUCCUGAAUUAUUAACCAAAAUGCAGUAUCGGUUACAGUCAAAGCUGCAUUAAUAGAAAACUUGUUGUCCUCUUUUGGGGGGCAGCAGAACAACACAACGCUGUAAACACCUAACACCUUAUAAAGUUGUUAUGGCGAAUGUUUUAGCAAAGAGCUGCUUAUUCACACAUGCAGCUGACACACAGGAACAUCAUCAUCCAACUCAUGUCUGUGUCCACCUGAUGAAUGUAAUUUGAUCCAUUUUUUAUAAAAAGGAAUGAUUAGUUCAGGUUAAAUCAGCUGUAGAGUGGAAGUCUCUAUGCCUCGGUAAACUUUACAUGUUUUUAUGCUCUUUCUGUUUGUCAUAAAAAAUGAUGCCAAACUGGUUACCGCUGUAGCAGGCUUUUUAUAACAAACUGCAGUACUUUUCAGUUUGUUUAGAGAGAUCUGCGUCAGGCUGCAUCUGGAAUAUUCUACUCAAAGUACCAUAACCUCGCCUAUAAAUCUUGGUUUUUGGUGACCUCCAGUGGUUUAACCUCUCACCCUGCGGCAGUGACGUACAGUUUGUCACAAAAUAAGUUGAAUUUAUUUUUCUGAUUCAUACAAAAAGACUCGACUAGUGUGACUAAAAGUGUGAAGUUCUUCCUGAGGCUUGCACCGGAGUUACGGUCAAAUAUUAAUCUUCUGUACGGUGGCCAUUUUAUGACAUUUAUGCACCCAGUUUGAGCUGUACGUUCUCAUCUCAACUAUACAUGAUUUACCUACUGCUAGCAUAUUAACAUGCAGCUAUUAGGUGUUUACAUGCUGAUGUUAUCAUGUGACAUUUAGUAUAUUAGCAUGUCAUUUUAACAUUCAUCUCAAAAUAAGUAUACUGUUGUAAACUGAGCUGUUGAACAAGUUGAAAAUUAGACUUGUUAGUGACAUUAAAUGUCCAAAGAAUCAAAACUCAGAAGGACCACCAAGGUCACUGAGUUUCAUCCUUCAGGGACUUUUAACAUCUGAACCAAAUUUCAUGGUAAUUCUUAGAUGGCUGGUAAGAUAUUCUUUAGACUGACUAAAAUUGUUGAAUUUAACAACAGAUAUUUUGAAUUAGCUGCAUUUGUGAAGUUAAAGGGAAAAGUCUGCUGAACAUUGAUUUCACUCUUCACACUCAAAAGACAACCGCAAAGUAUCCACGUCUCUUGAUUUGUGUUUUCCUUGCACUAAAAGGGUCAUUUAAACAUUUAAAAAGGGGCAAAGUUAAAUCAAUUGACGCCUGCUACUAUGAAAUACAUCGAUAAACGUAUACAGUUGAUGGGCUCUGAAGCUUUCUAUGUUUUUGUCACCUCAGAUGCACAAAUGUGUUGAUGUGUCUUCUACGUGUGACUUGUCGUUACUGACCAUGAACACAUGCAGCAGGUUGAUGUCUGUCUGUCUGUCUGUCCUGAUAAUCGACUAAACUGAUCUCUGAACAGAAUGCAGCGGGUCCAUGUUGUUAUGCAGUUAGUGAUAACCAGUAUUUGAACAUGUUAACUUGGACUGUGUCUGAAUGAAUGAAGUCAAAUCUUGUAAUGAAGUCUUUUUUUAAGAGAAUAAUAUAAUCUACUGACCAUA